Molecule: messenger RNA, 1155 nt
Organism: Saccharomycopsis crataegensis
Lineage: Eukaryota; Fungi; Ascomycota; Saccharomycetes; Ascoideales; Saccharomycopsidaceae
Product: TauD/TfdA dioxygenase family protein
Exons: 1
Coding region: 1-1155 (384 amino acids)
Molecular function (GO): oxidoreductase activity
Source: RefSeq, a predicted model, not a curated record
AUGUCCCUUAAAGCCAUUCCAUUAACCAACGCUCCUUUUGGUGCUACCAUCCAGCUUCCCCAAGAUGCCACCGAUCCAUCGUUACUUGGGCAGGAGGAUUUCGAUUUAUUGGAAAAAGCCCUUCACACUUACAAAGUCAUUGUCAUCCCAGACCAAAAGAACCUCAGCCCACGCUCGCAAUAUGUUCUUACCACCCGUUUUGAUGAGACUUGUGAUAAGGAAGGCAAAAGCUAUGGGCAUGGGAAGACUUUCCGUCACAAAGAUUCGGUGCUUAAGAAGGAUGGUCACACCGUUCCAUCUCAACCACAAGUCCAAAUUAUUGGAAAUGGUCAUUGGGAAGAAGAUAAUGGCCUUAAAGAUUUCGACCUCACCCAGCCUUCCCAGCGCACUUUCCACAAGGAUACCUUGACUGAUGAACAAACUGCCGCUGGCCAAACCCGUUUCUACAGAUGGCAUAUUGACUCAGCUCUUUAUGAGCUUUCUCCUCCAAAAUGUACUACUUUGCUCGGUAUUCAUGUUCCUGGUGCGGAUGAGCAACAGAAGAUUGUUUACGAGGACACAAAAGAAGAAUUUUCUUUGACAAAAGGUGCCACCGCUUUUAUUUCUGGUGCAAUUGCUUUUAAUCUCCUUUCCAAAGGAGACCAGGAACUCGCCAUGAACACCACUGUUGUCUACGCUCCUCAUCCUUACAUUUUCAUUGGCCGUUCCAAGGCAACUAGUGAUGGUUUGACUAUGGUUUCUGAGGGUAAGGAACUUUCCUUUGAUGAGCUCCCAGAAUGGGAAGAAUCUAAGGUUAAGAAAUUGCCUCUUGUAUGGACUGAUCCAAUCACUGGUGAACAUUCGUUGCAAGUACAUGGUUGUUGCAUCUUCAACUUGGUUCGUAACAAGACUGGAGAACGUCUUGGAUUGGAAGAAUCUCGUCAAGAAGUGUAUCGUUUGAUGAGACCUGCUAUUGCUCCAAAACAUGUUUAUGCUCACUCAUGGACUGCUGGGGACUUGGUUCUUUUCUCCAACAGACAGUUAUGGCAUAGCGUUACUGGUGAGUUUUCUAAAGAUGACAAGAGACUCAUGCAUCAAUGUAAUAUUGCUUCUGGUGAAGAUCCUGUUUGUGAGGGCCAUCCGGUAGCGUCUGAUAUUAAAGUAAGAAAUGUUUAA